This is a messenger RNA of Raphanus sativus (radish), 1809 nucleotides long. RefSeq lists its product as uncharacterized. Gene Ontology annotation, cellular component: translation release factor complex. The record is from RefSeq and is a predicted model, not a curated record. The transcript is spliced from 20 exons. Gene Ontology annotation, biological process: translation; translational termination; nuclear-transcribed mRNA catabolic process, deadenylation-dependent decay. Lineage: Eukaryota; Viridiplantae; Streptophyta; Magnoliopsida; Brassicales; Brassicaceae. Bases 1 to 1755 code for a protein of 584 amino acids. Gene Ontology annotation, molecular function: GTP binding; translation release factor activity; GTPase activity.
AUGACUUGGUCUUGUGAUAGGUUGAGAGUUCCUUUCGCGUUUGUGAACAAGAAGAAGAGAACAACAGGUCGUGUGGCAAGGAGUUUUGGAAUUCAAGAAAAUGGCUAUUAUGGGUGUAUGCUUGGAGCCGAUGGAAUCGUUGCCCCUGUGGUAGAAGUUUCGUCUUCCUUUUAUGUGAAAGCUGAAUGGUUCUCCAUAUUAGUGUUAAGCUUAUCAUCUUCUACUUUUGUCAACGAUGUAGAUAUUGAGGCUGAUAUCCGCGCAUUACAGCUUGAUUCCGCAGAAGAAAACAAUGGAGUUGGAGUUGUCGUUCCGGCAGAUCAGAACACAGAUGGAAGAGCUUCCGAGGAUCAUGAUGAGGAAAUGCUCCAUCCAGUGCAUAACCCAGCGAAAGCCAAAGGAAAGGCUGCCAAAGAGGAAGCGGAAGAAGUGGCAGAAGCAAACAAAAAGAGACACUUAAAUGUGGUGUUCAUUGGACAUGUUGAUGCUGGAAAAUCUACUAUCGGAGGACAAAUUCUAGUCCUUAGCGGUCAGGUGGACGAACGACAAAUCCAAAAGUAUGAAAAGGAAGCAAAAGAAAAAAAUAGAGAAAGCUGGUAUAUGGCAUAUAUAAUGGAUACAAAUGAAGAAGAGAGGGCUAAGGGUAAAACAGUUGAAGUUGGAAGGGCUCACUUUGAAACUGAGACCACCAGAUUUACAAUUCUGGAUGCCCCGGGCCACAAGAGUUAUGUACCAAAUAUGAUUAGUGGAGCAUCUCAAGCCGACAUUGGUGUCCUGGUGAUAUCCGCUCGUAAAGGUGAAUUUGAAACAGGAUAUGAGAGGGGUGGGCAGACACGUGAGCAUGUUCAACUUGCAAAAACAUUGGGAGUGUCAAAGCUAGUGGUUGUUGUGAACAAGAUGGAUGAUCCAACUGUUAACUGGUCAAAAGAGAGAUACGAUGAAAUAGAACAAGAAAUGAUACCGUUUCUUAAAUCCUCUGGCUACAACACAAAGAAAGAUGUUAUCUUCCUGCCUAUAUCUGGUUUAAAGGGGAUUAAUAUAGACAAGCAUAUGGAUAGAAACGUUUGUCCUUGGUUUAGCGGCCCUAGCUUUUUUGAAGUCCUCAAUGCUAUUGAAGUUCCGCCACGGGAUCCUAAUGGUCCAUUCAGGAUGCCCAUUAUUGAUAAAUACAAAGACAUGGGAACUGUUGUUAUGGGAAAGGUAGAGUCUGGCAGCAUCCGGGAGGGUGAUUCCUUGAUUGUUAUGCCAAAUAAGGAACAUGUGAAAGUUGUUGCUAUAUAUUGCGAUGAAGAUAAAGUUAAGCGCGCUGGGCCGGGUGAGAAUUUGACAGUCCGUAUAACUGGCAUUGAAGACGAGGAUAUCCUUGCAGGUUUUGUUUUAUCCAGCACGGUAAAGCCUGUACCUGCCGUUACUGGGUUCGUUGCCCAACUACAUAUCCUUGGACUGCCUGACAAGGCGAUUUUUUCAGCUGGUUACAAGGCUAUUCUUCACAUUCAUGCAGUUGUUGAGGAAUGUGAGAUAAUUGAAUUGAUAAGCCAAAUUGACAUGAACACGAGGAAACCCAUGAAAAAAACAAAAAUUCGGAAUGUGAACAAUGGUGCUGCUGUUGUCUGCCAUAUACAGGUUAGCAAUUCAAUAUGUGUUGAAAAAUUCUCAAAUUUUCCGCAGCUUGGAAGAUUCACUCUACGAACUGAAGGGAAAACAAUUGCUGUUGGAAAAGUGACUGCGCUCUCAGGUGCUUCCUUAGGCGCUUGAUCUCAAUCUUGCGAGGAAAAAGGAGACGGCUUUCGAGUUGCACCAAGAGGGGGU